Messenger RNA from Trypanosoma rangeli, 540 nucleotides. RefSeq lists its product as uncharacterized. The record is from RefSeq and is a predicted model, not a curated record. NCBI's taxonomy places the organism in Eukaryota, Euglenozoa, Kinetoplastea, Trypanosomatida, Trypanosomatidae. The transcript has a single exon. Bases 1 to 540 code for a protein of 179 amino acids.
AUGAAGCGGGGCAAACCCCCGCACCGCUUACCACCCCACCCCGGCGGCGGCACCAAAGAAGCGCCCAGCCCUGAGACUAAGGAUUUGCUACUUCUUUUUGGCGACGUUGCGCUUGGGUGCGGAAGAGGAGCAAUGUUUCUACCAGCGCCUUGCCCCGCGGCACCCGCAUUCGGGCGGUGUGUUUUCCGCCGCGCCCGCCGACCCCCGAGGUUUUUUUGCUUGGCCGCGGCGAAGCCCCGCAUACAAAAGAAGCGAAAGGCACGUGCAAAACCAUUCUGGUAUUCGUACGGCGCCAGACAAGAUGCUGUAUGGGGGGCGGCUUUGGUUGGGAAGGCGCGGCCGCCAGCCGGCGUGCGGCCUCUGGCCCGUGGCCUCGCCAAGCUCGGGGAGGGCCCCCAGAGGAAUUGCGGGUGGCCCGGGCACACCAAACAGGCCGGCACCCCACGGUGCCUCGCCACGCCGAAGGCCGCGCCACCUAACCGCGGCACCGCCAUGGCAACCGCAGCGGGGAAGCCGGGGGAAAAGGCGAUUUGUCUUUGA